Haemonchus placei is the source of this 2358-nucleotide messenger RNA. NCBI's taxonomy places the organism in Eukaryota, Metazoa, Nematoda, Chromadorea, Rhabditida, Trichostrongylidae. The record is from the annotation of a GenBank genome assembly.
AUGUGCGUGCCGGCGUGCCGAGGCAGCCGGUCAGUCGUGAAUCAUAGCACAGAUCUCGACAUUCCAAUGUCCGCCAUAGCGCAGUGCGUACCUAUUAUACGGAACUACAGACCUAUUGUCCAGUGUUGUGUUGCCGUACUCGACGAUCCUGUUAUCGUUUGGUCGCCGAUAAUCAUAGUAGCCGUUCACCUCCAUAUUCGUAUACUCUCGAAACGGUUUGGGAUACCCUUUUGUACACUGGCCAUUUACCAUACAUGGCGAACUUGGGUGAGCUAGACCACAAGGCCUAUGCAUCAUGCAAGUCGUUACAAUACGAAGGAGUCGUGGUUCCGUUUCAGGAUCGGGUAUUACAGCUUGCACAAUAGCAUCCACUUCAUCGGCACUCCUUCGCUUCUCGUCUCUGGCCAAUGUCAGUAAAAUACGACAAUGAGAAAGCCCUCUUUUUCUGCCACUAUCACUCUGAUGUGCGCAAUCACAAAUCCGAACUUUCCGUUAGAAGAGAUCUGUGUGAGCUCUUGCAAUUUGAUGUGGAAUACUCGGGCGACACUGUCAGGACGAUCAGAUGCUCUUUGUCCCUGACAUAACUGUUCUACUAUCUCCUUUCAUGCCGGGUUGCAAGUAAAUGUAAUGAAUAGAUCUGGCUUCAUAUUUUUCAACAAUUGCCAUAGCAUCUUGAUAGCUUUGCAUCACAGCUCGAGGAGAUCCAAGAAACGACGGAGGCGGAAUGAUCUUCCUCGUCCCUGGUAGGCCUGCGAUCUCUGUAUCUCCUGCGACAUAGUCAGUCAAAGCGCGGUAUGUGUCUACUCGCAGUUUCCUUUUUGGUGUGUUCUAUCGUGGCUCAGAUGAUUUUGCUCGAUUUUCAAAUAGCUGUCUACCAAAAUUGUUGAUACAAUUUGCCGCAGAAGUGUAGAGGAUUGGAUCCCGCUCUUACAGUUAUCACAUCAGAAUAGUACUCUUUCUUAGUUGUUCUUGUUCUUCGCCGCUCUGAUGUGUUUUUUCUCAUGUUUGGGUGCCAGCCAAGCUCGCCACGAGGAAAUAAAAUCGGGUGGGAAAGUAGAUCAUAUUCGGCAUCAUAGACGCGGAUAUUCCGCAGGCCUCCUGAUCGUAAGUGCACGGCAAGAUUGUGUCCAGCUGACACGUCCCCUCCUUCACCGACGUAUACUACAGCUCCUUCGUUCGCGUCGGCUCGUUAUUGCGACGAAUUCAAAUUCGAAUUUUGAAAGAUCAUUUUCACCGGCAGCGCUAAUCUUCCUUACCUUGCACCUCGAGCUCCCCUUAAAGAGCUAUAUCGUUAAGCAUUCUGUAUGCUUGCGCGAAAGCAUUAAUCACACGAAAAGUGUGCUAAGCGACCGCGUUAGUCUAGGGUUGCAACUUAUGUUAGCUGGAAUCUGCUCUUUCAUCUGCCGCCAUUGAUGUGUCAAAAAAGUACCCCUGGCCGUAUCGCGGCGGCUCGCCUUCCUCUAAGCGUGCAGGUCCAAUUCUGCGGUAAAGCUAACCAUGAAUGCGAAAGCAGUAAGGGCCUCGUUAUGGAAUAUGCAGCUUAGCUCCAAUGGAUGCAAAUGCAAAGGGACUGUUGUAAUUGCGGAUAUAUCCACGAAAUUCCUUCGCCUCAGCAUCUCGACCUGUUAGUAAUCGACGCAGUUCCUCUGGGUAGUGGGUGGAGUGUUCUAACGUUGUGCUUCCAUGAUUACAACAGUCAUUGAAAGUUCUCCUGCCUUUCGACUCGGAACUGAAGAGUUUGGCUCCACAGCUCUCACACUCAACAUUCAUAGGCCCGUCAUAGUGCUCUUCUAGUUCGAUAUUAGAGCGGGCUAUAAAUCUAGUCCUAUUUGCCGUUAUUCCAGCUCCUAUCUGUUAUCUCCGAAAUCUCCUUCGUUCCGCUUCCUGAGACUGCCGUGCUCUCCGCUGCUCUUCGCUUUCUUGCUCUCUUUGCACCCUUGCUCUCUCAGCGGCUGUUUACAAGUCUGCUCUUCGCUGUUCUUCUCCUUCCUGUUUCCUUUGCAUUCUAGCUCUCUGAGAGUCUGCAGACAUCCGUAUUCUCCGCUGCUCUUCGCUUUCUUGCUCUCUUUGCAUCCUUGCUUUCUCAGCGGCUGCUUCCAAGUGUGCUAUUCGCUGUUCUUCCCCUCCCUAAUGCCUUCGCAUUCUAGCUCUCUGAGAGUCUGCAGACAGGGGUGCUCUCCGCUGCUCUUCACUUUCUUGCCCUCUUGGCAUUCUUGCCCUCUCAACAGCUCUUUCCCGACGGACUCCUUGCUGUUCUUCUCCACAUCUUCGUGUCCUGACGGCUUCGCUUUCACGCGAAAGGCGACGUUGCUGUUGAACCUCCUCAUAUCGUGGCUUUUGCGAUCUUGCCCUUAUUGA